AGGUAAUAUAUUGAAAUAUUGGAAAACUAUCGCCACGUGACGUAAUGGAAAACCAACAUGGCUCGUCCAAACGUGUCCAAGCCCAAACUCCAUCCCAAAUCUACUCGGCCCAUUCCUACAUCCCUCUCUCUCCUCCAUACCACACUCUGACUCAUCCAUCAUUUCCUACACUUUCUCUCUCCUUCCACCACCAUGACAACCACCGUCUUCCGCCGCACCAUCACCACCAACCUCCGCAAUUUUCUCUCUCCUCCCUUACACCACCACCAUCUCUCCACAACCCCACCACCACCCCCAACACAACCCCACUUCCCCAAAUCCCAAACCCCCUCAGAAAAACAAUUCCAAACAUGGGUCAACUUCCUCAAACCCGGGUUCACCCCUUCGGACGUAAACCACGCCUUAAACUCCCAAUCGGACCCCGAUUUAGCCUUCGACAUCUUCCGUUGGACCUCCCACCAACGCGGCUACACCCACGACUCCUCCACUUACCUCACUAUGAUCCACCUCGCCGUCGCCGGCCGCCGCCACGGCCACGCCGAAGCCCUCCUCGAGGAAGUUCUCGCCGGUGCUUGCCCUGUUAGUUUACCCCUUUACAAUUCCUUGAUUCGUUUCUGUUGUUCUCAUCGUUGCUUGUUUAAUCGUGCUUUUGAUGUUUAUAAGAAGAUGAUGAAGGCUGAUAGUAUUGAUUGUAAACCGAAUUUGGAGACUUAUGCUAUGUUGUUUAAUGUUUUGCUUAAGAAGUUUAAUAAGUUGAAUGUUAGUUAUGUUUAUUUGAAUGCUGUGAGGUCUUUGAGUAAGCAGAUGAAGGCGCUUGGUGUGGUGCCGGAUACCUAUGUGUUGAAUAUGAUCAUCAAGGCCUAUGCUAAGUGUUUGCAGGUUGACGAGGCGGUACGAGUGUUUCGUGAGAUGGGGUUGUAUGGGUGUGAGCCCAAUGCGUUUAGUUAUGGUUAUUUGUUUAAGGGGUGUUGUGAGAAGGGGAGGGUGUGGCAGGGGUUUGGGUUUUUUAAGGAGAUGAGGGAGAAAGGGUUGGUGCCCUCGAGUGGGGCGUAUAUGGUGUUAGUGUGUAGUUUGGCAUUGGAGAGGAAGUUUGAGGACGCGGUUGAGGUUUUGCGUGAUAUGUUGGAGAAUUCUUUGAAACCGGAUUUGUUGACAUAUAGGACAUUGUUGGAGGAGAUGUGUAGGGAUGGGAAGGGUAUUGAGGCUUUAGAGCUUCUUGAGGAGUUUAGGAAGAAGGAUGUUGCAAUGGGGGAGAGGACUUAUAAUGAGUUGGUGGAUUCCUUGCAUUUUGUGGAUCGGUAGUAGGGGAUGUUGUUUGUGCUUGGUUCUUGUGGUCUGUAUUGUGCUAAUCAAUUAAGGAUUAGCAUGUUAUUAAUGGAAUUUGUCACAUAAUAUCGGAUCAUUUGGGUGUCAUGUCAGGACAAUGGAAACAAUUCUAUGAUUUUCCAUAUGCAAAGUUUGGAGUUGUAUAAGGUGCUAUGAUGGUCUGGAAUGUUGAACCUUAAAUCCAAUUACGUGAGCAAACUGUUUCCGGCUUCCUGCCUUCUUUUAGCUGAGAAAUUGGACUCACAAAGGAAGCUUUUGGAGCCUUCUUUAUGGUUACAGAAUGUGAGAAAUCACAGGUCACAGAAAUUGCCUGCAAGCUUUGUAGGUGCAAAUGGAAGUCUCUCUUGGUUAUGUUAUCAUUGUUAUGUUGGUAUCUUGGAAUUAGUUUAUAGCUGUCUAAGUGACCUACUCAUCACAGUCUUCAGUUGUCCAUGGGACUUGAAUCUUAUAAUUGUUAUACAGACAUGGCACUCUAGAGUAAGCUCUCGAUGUAUAGAAAAGAUAGUUACUUCUAGCUAUGCUUCGAUCUUCAAAGUUUUCGUAUGUUGUAAAUAGCAUCUUCUGUAAGUUUUCUUUACUGUUAUGAACCUUAAUGUGUACUAUCGGGAUUAUUUUCAUAUAAUCAUCAUCACCAAAAGUGAUUUUCUUAAAUUAAUUUUGAACACAUUAUCAUUGUUCUGGUUUGAUUUUAUUAAAGCAUUUAUUGAUAUCCAAGUGAUUUUUAUUUGUAUCCUUUAUUGUUUUGAUUAAAAAUUGGCAAGUACUUCAUUUGUGAUGCAGUAGAUAAUUUACUAAACAGAAGUAUCUAUAACCAGAAGCAUGUAAAUUUGAACCGGACUAGUAAAAAUUCAUGCAGAAAUGUGUAAACAGACAGUACUACAAUGUUUGGUUGUCUGAAAUGUUACUAUUCUUAAGUGUGCAACUCAACUCCAAUCUGAAGGGUAGCAUAAACAGGGACUGCAAGAUAAUUGAAAUCCAAGUUGUCUCAUUGUUCUUGCCAACCAGUGUAGAAGGCAGGUGCGAUGAUAAUCUCACCCCAGCAACACUGCUGACAAAAAGUGAACGCCACCAAGAGGUAUGUCCCCUUCUUCGUGCAAGGCCUGCAUGUUUUAAAAUCCUUCCAUACUUCAUAUAAGUAGAUCUUAAGUUUCUGUUUCUUAGCAAAUUCAUCCCAGCAAUCUGCAACUUUCGAGCUUACAAAUGUUUUCUAAAGAAUCUUAAAGUUGUUUCAUUAUCCCCAUUGUGAAGAGGGCUUCCUAAUGUUUAGUUUUCUUACCUUUCCCAAAAAAAAAAAAAAAAAAAAAAAAA
Molecule: messenger RNA, 2634 nt
Organism: Chenopodium quinoa (quinoa)
Lineage: Eukaryota; Viridiplantae; Streptophyta; Magnoliopsida; Caryophyllales; Amaranthaceae
Product: pentatricopeptide repeat-containing protein At3g25210, mitochondrial
Exons: 1
Coding region: 193-1302 (369 amino acids)
Molecular function (GO): protein binding
Source: RefSeq, a predicted model, not a curated record